Messenger RNA from Nicotiana tabacum (common tobacco), 581 nucleotides. Its product is annotated as endo-1,4-beta-xylanase 5-like. NCBI's taxonomy places the organism in Eukaryota, Viridiplantae, Streptophyta, Magnoliopsida, Solanales, Solanaceae. The record is from RefSeq and is a predicted model, not a curated record. Gene Ontology annotation, molecular function: hydrolase activity, hydrolyzing O-glycosyl compounds. Gene Ontology annotation, biological process: carbohydrate metabolic process.
UGUUAAUGUGGGGGAGAAGUCCAUUAUUUUGGACCCUCUUUCCUUUUAUUUUCUUUGCUACCUCUUCCCAAGCUAAACAUGAUGAUGGACCUGUUUAUGAUUCUUCAGCUUGGACAGAGUGUCAAUCGGAUCCAGAGGCGCCACUUUACAAUGGAGGAAUUCUAGUGAAUAAAUUACCUGAAUAUAAACCUGUCAAAGAUAUCAAUGGAGAUAUGGUUAAUUCACCUACUUUUACCUUGCCAAAUCUAUCUUCAGGCUCAUUUUAUUCCUUCUCCAGCUGGGUGAGAGUGAAAAAUGUAAAUUCUGCCCUAAUAUCAGCUACGAUCAAGGUAGAGAACACAUUUGCAAAAUGUAUAGGAAGUGUUAUAGCCAAGAAAGGAUGUUGGUCUUUUCUCAAAGGUGGUUUCCGUUGGGAUUCACCUUCCACCUCUUCUCAGAUGGAUUUUCAGAAUUCGGAUCGGACAAGAAAGAAUGUGGAGAUAGAGCUUAUUAGCUAUUCAUUACAGCCAUUCACGGAGAAGCAAUGGAGAAAAAUUCAAUUUGAAGGGAUAAACACGGCAAGAACUAAGCACCAUUUAUGA